Messenger RNA from Linum trigynum, 483 nucleotides. The record is from the annotation of a GenBank genome assembly. NCBI's taxonomy places the organism in Eukaryota, Viridiplantae, Streptophyta, Magnoliopsida, Malpighiales, Linaceae.
AUGGACUAUGACAGAGCGGUCAUGAACGGACCAUGGAUGAUAGGACCAAACUACCUGACAGUGCGUAUGUGGGACAAGGACUUUGACCCAUACAACCACGAAGUGGCUUCAACGGUGGUCUGGGCUCGACUACUCGAGAUUCCUAUUCAAUACUUUCACCAGGAUGUAGUUAUGAAGAUCGGGCGCCGCAUUGGUAUCUCAAUUCGAAUAGAUGAAGCUACUCGUACUGUAGCGCGUAGCGACUAUGCUCGUGUGUGUGUCCAGGUUGAUCUAACCAAACCGCUGCUUUCCAAGUUUUCUAUUAAUGGCAAAAAGUACUUUGUUCAGUACGAGGGACUUGAAAAGAUUUGCCUCAACUGUGGCACGUACUCCGAGAGGGGGCGUGUACCUGCACUAAGAUGCAUGAGCCAAUGGAAGCGGAGGAAGUGGACAAGACGAUGGAGCCUCAGGAAAAGCAAUCUGAAAAAAUAUACGGGGAAUUGA